Molecule: messenger RNA, 1185 nt
Organism: Exophiala bonariae
Lineage: Eukaryota; Fungi; Ascomycota; Eurotiomycetes; Chaetothyriales; Herpotrichiellaceae
Exons: 4
Coding region: 1-1185 (394 amino acids)
Biological process (GO): DNA-templated transcription
Molecular function (GO): zinc ion binding; DNA binding
Source: RefSeq, a predicted model, not a curated record
AUGCCACUCGCCGUAUCGUCGAUGACUGAGGCUAUGGAGAGUUCAAAGCCACCGGGACCAGCUGGCCGUUUUGUGACUACGGUCGGACGGGAGGAGACCGCACAAAGCCAAUUCCCGUCUCCUGUUGCUGGAACGACAUCGUCGCCCAGCAUCGCCGGGAGCCGCUCACUGGAGCGGACUCCGUCGACCACCAAUACGGUCCAGGAAGUGGACAUCGCGUUGAAUCUGGCAGAUCUCGGUCAAUCGGGAAAGCACAAUGAUGCCGUCAUCGUACAGACCAUUGAGCCGGAGCAGACCAGUACUUCAAACAAUGCAGCAACGAAUGGACUCUCCCAGCAUCCUCAUGCACCCCGAUAUAGAAAAUGGGCCGGGUUCGUCGGCGAGAGUUGGUACGCUUCCUUCCUGCUGCGAGCGAGUAACAACGACAGCGCCAAGCUACGACAACACAUUAUCCAUAGGCCCUACAGUACACACGGUGAGUCUCAAGAACCCGGGGGCGCCAACGGGGAGUUAUGGCAAGAAAGUAGCCCCGAACAGCUACCCGACGAUCUUGUCCCCCAAGACCUGAUCUCUGGCUUGGUCGAAGCUUACUUCGCACGGUUUCAUGUCCUGUUCCCUAUCCUCAGUAAAAGCGAGUUUCAAGCAGCCUUCGCUGAAGGCCGGGUACCAAUCAUAUUACUUCGAUGUGUCAUGUUCAUAGGUUCAGUGCAUUGCGACGCGACAAUAAUCCACCGAAUGGGUUACAGCACUCGUGCGGACGCUGGAGACGAUCUUUUCGACCGAGCUAGGAAUUGUGUCAAUGAGCAUCCGGGAGCACCUCGAUGCCUUCAGAUAACAUGUGCCUUUCUCUUACACCACUGGUGGGGGCGACCUUUAGGCGUGAAGGAUCCAGUAUCUUGGCUCGCCACUGCUAUUCUACUUGGGCAAUCUAUGGGAAUGCAUCGUAGCCUUGAUGGAAGCUAUAUGGCACCUUCUAGUAGGGCUCACUGGAAGAGGACAUGGUGGUGUCUAUACAUUCGCGAUCGCCAAGUAGCUUUAUCUAUGGGAGCGCCAAUGAUCAUCAAUGAUCUAGAGUGCGAUAUCGAGGACCUCACUCGUGAAGAUUUCCCCGAUGAGUCUGAAGUCACUGCACAUUUCAAGGAUUUACUUCAGCUAUUUAUCGCCUUCACGCCUUAUACUAACUAA